Messenger RNA from Solanum dulcamara, 4728 nucleotides. Its product is annotated as DEAD-box ATP-dependent RNA helicase 21-like. Gene Ontology annotation, molecular function: RNA helicase activity; RNA binding; ATP binding. The transcript has 2 exons. The record is from RefSeq and is a predicted model, not a curated record. Gene Ontology annotation, biological process: mRNA splicing, via spliceosome. The coding region runs from base 149 to 2260 and encodes 703 amino acids. Gene Ontology annotation, cellular component: catalytic step 2 spliceosome. Lineage: Eukaryota; Viridiplantae; Streptophyta; Magnoliopsida; Solanales; Solanaceae.
ACUCAAAUGAAUUAUUGUGCCCUACAGAAUACACAGACAUUUUUAUUUUUUUUUGAGAAUACAAAGACCUUAAUCGGUAAUCAGAAGGAGAAAACAGUAUCACGACUUUUCACCUCAACAAGAACCCUAUCUGCAUCAGCCCGACAAUAUGAGUCGAUCAGUGGACUUGCUCGGAACCACCAAGCCGGAUCCGUCGAAGAAACCCGUCUUCCUCACCAAAGCACAGCGAGAGCAGCUAGCCCUUCAGCGCCGCCACGAAGAAAUCGCCGAACAGAAACGACGUGCCGAACAGCUUCUCCAACAACAGGGUAACAACCGCCCUUCCUCCACCGACUACGAACAUGAACGGGAUCAUCGUGAUAGAGAUAGUAGGGGUGACCACUAUCGCUCCAGGGACAGAGAAAGAGAAAGAGAAAGGGAGUCGAGAGACCGGGAGGUGGAGCGCCGGAAGCGCGAGAGGGAGCGUGACGAAGAGCUCAAGGAACGAGAGCGAGCUCGAUUGGACAAAUUAGCAGAGCGAGAGCGAGAGAAGGAGCUUGAUGCUAUCAAAGAGCAGUACCUCGGCUCCAAAAAACCUAAGAAGCGGGUGAUUAAACCUAGUGAGAAAUUCCGAUUUUCCUUCGACUGGGAGAAUACCGAGGACACAUCUCGCGACAUGAACGCUCUAUACCAAAACCCUCACGAAGCCCGCUUGCUCUUUGGUCGCGGAUUCCGUGCUGGAAUGGACCGAAGGGAGCAGAAGAAGCUUGCUGCCAAGAAUGAGAGGGAGCUGCGGGAGGAGAUCUGGAAGAAGGAUGGCGUUGAGGAGUCUGCCGUAGAAGCAGCUGCCCUGAAGAAGAAGGAACAGGAUGCCGAUAUGUAUGACACUUUUGACAUGAGAGUUGACCGCCAUUGGUCAGACAAGAAGCUGGAGGAAAUGACGGAGAGAGAUUGGAGGAUAUUCAGGGAGGAUCACAAUAUAUCCUACAAGGGGUCGAGGAUACCCCGUCCCAUGAGGAAUUGGGUCGAGAGCAAGUUAACUACUGAGUUACUCAAGGCAGUUGACAGGGCUGGCUACAAGAAGCCAUCUCCCAUACAAAUGGCUGCCAUUCCGCUUGGACUUCAACAGCGUGAUGUGAUUGGCGUUGCAGAGACUGGUUCAGGUAAAACUGCUGCUUUUGUUCUCCCAAUGUUGACUUAUAUCACUAGGCUUCCUCCAUUGAGUGAAGAGAAUGAGGCGGAGGGUCCAUAUGCCGUUGUAAUGGCCCCCACACGAGAACUAGCUCAACAAAUUGAGGAUGAGACCGUCAAGUUUGCACAUUAUUUGGGUAUCAAAGUUGUUUCUAUUGUAGGUGGGCAGUCCAUAGAGGAGCAAGGUUUUAGGAUUAGGCAAGGUUGUGAAGUUGUGAUUGCAACCCCUGGGCGACUUCUCGAUUGCUUGGAGAGACGCUAUUGUGUUCUGAACCAGUGUAAUUAUGUUGUUCUUGAUGAAGCUGACCGUAUGAUUGACAUGGGUUUUGAACCUCAAGUUGUUGGUGUACUGGAUGCUAUGCCUUCAAGUAACAUGAAACCGGAGAAUGAGGAUGAAGAGCUUGAUGAGAAGAGGAUUUAUCGAACCACAUAUAUGUUCAGUGCUACCAUGCCACCUGCUGUGGAGCGGCUGGCUAGAAAAUACUUAAGAAAUCCUGUUGUUGUGACUAUUGGCACUGCUGGAAAGACUACUGACCUGAUCACUCAGCACGUGUUCAUGGUAAAGGAAUCGGAGAAAAUGUAUAAGUUGCAGAAAUUGCUGGAUGAGCUUGGAGAUAAGACGGCUAUUGUGUUCAUCAACACUAAGAAGCAGGCUGAUUUUGUUGCCAAGAAUCUGGAUAAAAACGGCUACAGGGUAACCACACUGCAUGGUGGAAAGUCACAGGAGCAGAGAGAAAUCAGCCUUGAAGGAUUUAGGACCAAGAGGUACAAUGUGUUAGUUGCUACUGAUGUUGCUGGUCGUGGUAUUGAUAUACCUGAUGUGGCCCAUGUGAUAAACUAUGAUAUGCCAAACAAUAUUGAAGCAUACACCCAUCGUAUUGGACGUACAGGUCGUGCAGGAAAGACGGGUGUAGCCACAACAUUCUUGACCAUGCAGGAUACUGAAGUCUUUUAUGAUCUUAAGCAAAUGCUCACACAAAGCAACAGUCCUGUUCCCCCAGAACUUGCCAGGCACGAGGCUUCGAAGUUCAAGCCAGGAAGUAUUCCCGACAGACCACCUAGGCGGAAUGAUACUGUAUUUGUUCAUUAAAGUUGGAAUUGCUACAUAUGCUAUCGUAGGGGUCAAGUGUUGGGAGUUUCUAUUAUGGUGUCUGCUGAAAAAUGGAGCUAGGUGGGUGAAUGGAGUUAGUAGAUAUAGUGGAGGGUUCAAACAUAAUGGAAGUGAAGUGGUAAAACACGUUUGGUAAUGAGUUCAUUUUGUUACUAACAAGUAGUGUACUGUCAGCUUUGCUGAAGGGAUUUGCUUUCUUAUUCUGAUUUGGUUUGUCGAGAGCUAAGCUUUACCAAAGAUCUUCCUGUAAACUCUUUUUCAUUUAUUGUAUUUCUGUUCUAUAUUACUUUAUCUUAGGAUAGACCCAGGAACUUAAAUACCUUGGUUUGAUGACAUGCUGAAGGAUAAAAUUUAUUGCCAUUUGUUGGCAAAUUCCUCGGACAACAGGUACGCCUAUGAAAUUAUUCCUUAAUCCAAUCCAUAUUCUAGUAGAAAUAAUCAACUUCCUUUUGUAAUUGUUUUACGUUAUCAGUGUUAUGUUCUCCAGUUCUCAUUUGCCUCAACUCCUUCUAGCCUGGCACUUAACCUUCUUAAUUUGUGUAAUCCACAGUUUUCACUCAAAUGUGAAGAUCCCUUGCUUACUCUACUACUUAACUAUGUGAAAAUCCUUAAAAUGAAUAGAGAUAAAUAUGAAGUGAGGAAAGCAAAAGUAGUGUGGUUCACUGGCAAAGGGAAAAGAAUGCACUCUCAUUAGUCUGUCUAUUAAGUUAUGCUCCACCAUUUCAACCUCCUUUCUUAAAAAAACUGGGCUAGACAUUACACCCAAGUUUGUAAGCUGGCAUUAUUUCUGUUUAAGAUUUUGAUUGUCAUAUCAUUUUUCCAACUUACUGUUUGAGAAAAAGUGAUUGAAAUCUGAAAUAUCUUCUGUAAUAUGUCUGUGUUCAUUAUUGCUUGAAGUUGUAAUUUAUACUUUGUGAAUAAGAGGAAUUGCGUGCUGUGAAUAUCCAUUCUUGUGCAAGUAAACACUACAACAACAAUAUUCAAAAGAAAGAUUUAAGCAAUCAAACUGGAAUUUUGAAGCAAAUAAGACACCACCACUGCUGGUUUUCAUUUAUUCUGUCUUGAAAUUGAAUUACAAAUCACACUUAUAAAAGUUAUGCUCUCUCUUUAUUUGUGUGUUCCUGUUGACAAUGUUGGAACAAGUAUCAUGUCUGGCUGUUUCAUGAUCCAAACAACCUGCAGGAUGACACUUCAAAUCAUUAGUUACCUCCUCAAAAGGGGAGGGGAGAAAAAGAAAUAGAUACAUCUGUGAUUCAUGCAGUAGCAUUUGUAUCAAAUCUUACUUCUGCAACCUUGAUUGUGAGCGCCUGGUACCAUAGAAAAAUUGGAUACAUCAGUACAGUUGUACGGAAAGAAGUACUGGAAAAAACAAUGAAGGAAGACAACCCCAUAAACAAUGGAGGAGUAUUCACAAUCAAGCAUAGGAAAGAAAAAAAACAAUCUGUUGAUUGUCUACUUGAUUGACAUAACCGGCGAUUUAGAAAGGUGAAUAGAAGAAGAUCCUCCCGGCACUUCUGGAAAAAAUUGGCAAUUUUGUUGCUUGAUUCAUCUCCAUUAUUUGGAUCAAUAUGGAAGCCUGAGAUCCCAUCAACAAUAAUCUCAGCAGGGCCACCUUGGUUGGUAGCGAAGGUUGGUAAUCCACAGUUCAUUGCUUCAAUGACUGUAAGACCAAAUGCUUCAUACAAAGCAGGCUGCACAAAAGCUCCUUUUGAAUCUGCUAUUGUGCGGUAGAGUUCGCUAUUCCUGUAUCUGUCAGUCUGAGCUGCUAUCCAUCUAAUCUGGCCCUUAAGCUGGUAUUUCUCUAUCAGCACAUGCAUCUUUUUUAUUUCAGCUGCUUCUUCUCUAUCCCUGGAUUUUGUAGGAUCAAAGGAACCGCCAACCACAACAAGGUUAACUAAGCUUCUGAGCUUCUUGUUCUUGCCAUACCAUUCAGUUAGUCCUGUUGUGUUCUUCACUGUGUCCAGCCUUGCCAUGGUGAAGAGAAUAGGUUUCGUCCUGUCUUCUAAAUAUCCACUGUAGUUGAAAGAAGUUAAGCAUUAAUACGUAGAACUGUGGGAUGUUCCUACUGGCACUAAACUGAAGUUUGAGCACUAAGACUUACAUGUGCUCAUCAUUAUCCACUUUACUAAAAAGAAGUUUCUCAAUGGCAGGGCGGAAAUCAGUCAAACGCUUCUGCUUUUCUGUGUAAGGGAAGUAUACUGACUGGUCUGCUCCAGGAGCAGCAAUGUUAAAUUUAGGAUCAAAGACAUUGAUGCCUGAAACAACUCUAUAAAGCCCUGGAAGGGUAAAUGCACUAUGACUUUCAUACUGCCCUGGCCUGUCUUUGCUGCAAAUGUUAGCACAUAAGAAUGAGAUCCAUGAAGUUUCAAUAAUUUGAGCAAAUACAUUACUGGAUUUGUAAUGUGUAUUUGAUGGUAGUGAAAGCACAACUCUAAUUAGCAAGCUCA